This is a messenger RNA of Apis dorsata (giant honeybee), 2005 nucleotides long. Its product is annotated as insulin-degrading enzyme-like. The annotation marks the transcript as partial. The transcript is spliced from 9 exons. Gene Ontology annotation, cellular component: cytosol; mitochondrion. The record is from RefSeq and is a predicted model, not a curated record. Gene Ontology annotation, biological process: peptide catabolic process. NCBI's taxonomy places the organism in Eukaryota, Metazoa, Arthropoda, Insecta, Hymenoptera, Apidae. Gene Ontology annotation, molecular function: metalloendopeptidase activity; metal ion binding.
AAUUUACAAAGAAUAAUGGUUUUAACACAUAUAUUUAAAUUUCGUAUUUUUUAUGAACCAACCCAUUCUUUCUUUGUUUACAGAUAUAAAUCAUAUAAUAUGAAAAUAACUGCCAGUAUGGCCAAUAAUUUUAUAGAAAAACAAUAUAAUAACAUAAUUAAAUCACCAAAUGAUAAAAGAGAAUACAGAGGUUUAUUACUUAAUAAUAAAAUGAAAGUUUUACUGAUUAGUGAUGCUACAACUGAUAAAAGUGCCGCAGCAUUGAAUGUGAAUAUUGGUUAUUUAAGUGAACCAGAUGAUUUAUUAGGUUUAGCACAUUUUUGUGAACAUAUGUUAUUCUUAGGAACGGAAAAAUAUCCAGAAAAAAAUGAUUAUAAUAAAUAUUUAUCACAAAAUGGUGGUUCAUAUAAUGCAUCAACUCAUAUGGAUCAUACACUUUAUUAUUUUGAUGUACAUGCAGAAAAAUUAAGAGGUGCAUUAGAUCGUUUUGCACAAUUUUUUAUUGCACCACUUUUUACAGAAGCUUUAACUGAUUUAGAAUUAAAUGCUAUUCAUUUGGAAUGUGAGAAAAAUAUAGCAAAUGACACAUGGCGCCUUGAUCAAUUAGAAAAAUCAUCUGCUGAUCCAAAUCAUCCUUUUUCAAGGUUUGCUACUGGAAAUAAGGAAACCUUAGAUAUAAUUCCAAAACAAAAAGGAAUAAAUGUAAGAGAAAAAUUACUUGAAUUUCAUAAUAAAUUUUAUUCUUCUAAUAUUAUGGCAUUAUGUGUACUUGGCAAAGAGAGUUUAAAUGAACUUGAAAAAAUAGUAGUAGAGUUAUUUUCUCAAGUGAAAAAUAAAGAAAUUCCAAUACCUACUUGGCCAAAACAUCCUUUUAAUGAGCAACACUUCCAACAUAAGUGGUAUAUUGUUCCAAUAAAAGACAUUAGGAGUUUGUAUAUUAUAUUUCCUAUACCUGAUUUACGAGAACAUUACAAAUCAGCGCCUGCACAUUACAUUUCACAUUUAUUAGGACAUGAAGGUGAAGGAUCACUCUUAUCUUUAUUGAAAGCAAAAGGAUGGUGUAAUUCAUUAGGAUCAGGUAAACGAUUAGGUGCUAGAGGUUUUAGCUUCUUUGUUGUUUUUGUUGAUUUAACAGAAGAAGGUAUUCAACAUAUUGAUGAUAUUGUUCUAUUAACCUUCCAAUAUAUUAAUAUGUUAAAAAGAAAUGGGCCAAUUGAAUGGAUUUACAAUGAAUAUAAAGAUGUAGCAAAUAUAAAUUUCCGAUUUAAAGAAAAAAGUUAUCCUUGUGAUUAUGUCAGUGGUUUAGCACAAAUAUUAUAUGAUUAUCCAAUAGAAGAUAUUUUAAUAGUAGAACAUCUUUUUCUACAAUGGAAACCAGAUUUAAUUAAAUGUAUAAUGGAAUUUUUGAAACCAGAAAAUGUUAGAAUUCAUAUAGUUGGAAAGUUAUUUGAAAAUAUAUCUGAUGAAACCGAAAAAUGGUAUGGUGUUAAAUUUAAAAAAGAAAAGAUAUCACCAGACAUUAUAAAUAAAUGGAUUAAUGCUGGUUUAAAUGCAGAUUUAAAAUUACCACCAAAGAAUGAAUUUAUACCAGAAAAAUUUGAUAUAAAACCAAUAGGAGACAAAACAUCCAAAUUUCCAGUUAUUAUUGAAGAUACUUCGUUAAUAAGAUUAUGGUUUAAGCAAGAUGAAGAAUUUCUUAUACCCAAGGCUAAUUUAUUUCUUGAUUUUGUCAGUCCACUAGCAUAUUUGGAUCCUCUUAGUUAUAAUCUAACAUACAUAUUUGUAUUAUUAUUUCGUGAUGCUUUAAAUGAAUUUGCAUAUGCUGCUGAUAUAGUUGGUCUUAAAUGGGAACUUACUAAUAGUAAAUAUGGGAUGACAUUGGGAAUUGUUGGCUAUGAUGAUAAACAACGUGUUUUACUAGAUAAAAUUAUAGAUAAAAUGCUUAAUUUUAAAGUUGAUCGAAAAAGAUUUGCAAUUUGGAAAGAAAAUGUAAUUUUUUUAUUAU